Fopius arisanus is the source of this 1722-nucleotide messenger RNA. RefSeq names its product spermine oxidase-like. NCBI's taxonomy places the organism in Eukaryota, Metazoa, Arthropoda, Insecta, Hymenoptera, Braconidae. The transcript has 6 exons. The coding region runs from base 217 to 1710 and encodes 497 amino acids. The record is from RefSeq and is a predicted model, not a curated record. Gene Ontology annotation, molecular function: polyamine oxidase activity.
CCUAGGAAUUAUUCCAGCCUCGUGAAUUACAUUGCACCUGUUAUAAUAAUAAACUUCAAAUAAUUGCCAGAAAUGUUAUUAUCGGAAUUGUACGACUCCAGAAAAAUCUAGAAUUCAAUCUCGGGACUUUAUUCAGGGACCAAUCGUGAUGACUGGUCAAUUCUCGACUGGUCAGUUCGACUGUCCGCACUUGUACCGAUUGGAGUUCUAUUAGCAAUGAGGGGAUUGCUAGUUCUCCUCUUUAUGCCGGGCGUAAUUGUCGAAGGAAUUUAUCCGAGUGUCAUCGUAGUAGGUGCUGGCCCUUCUGGAAUAGCAGCUGCUUCAAGAUUACUUGACAAUGGAAUAACAGAUAUUACGAUUUUGGAGGCAGAGGGGAGAAUUGGUGGUCGAGUCAACAGCACAAAAUUCGGGGAAUAUUGGGUUGAUCUCGGUGGUCAAUGGGUUCAUGGAGAAAAAAAUAAUGCAGCGUAUGAUCUCGGUGAUCCUUUGGGCCUCUUAUCAAAAUCCGUGGGCCCAGGACGAGUGGACGAAGAGUCCCCGAUUUAUCGUUGUUAUACGUCACAAGGUGAGGUGAUACUGAAGGAAAUAGCAAAGAAAUUGGUAAUUUAUGCUGAGGAGAUUCCCAGUGAUCCCUCGGGAAUGGAGAACCUGAAGACUGGGUCCUACGGUGAACAUGUCAAUAACAAACUCUACGAAUUUUAUGAUAAUCACACGGAGGAAAUUCCUGAUGACAUGCGAAGAAGUUUAACGCAUGCUGUGAGAUUAGUGAUGAUGUCGUCAGAAGGAGCAGCGGAUUUGAAUGAUUUAUCUUUAAAAAAAAUUUUCGAGUAUGAAGGUACCGGUGGGUAUCAAUUGGUGAACUGGAAGGAGAGAACGUACCACACAGUCCUGGAAAUUCUGAUGAAAAAAAUUCCAAACCCCGAGGAGGAAUUGCCAGUCGUUAAUAAGACCUUGCUGAAUAAACAAGUCAUUAAAAUAAUAUACGAUGAGGAGGGGGUGAUAAGACUAAUGACUUCCGAUGGCACCGAAUAUACAGCUGAUCAUGUGAUUUUUACAACUUCACUUGGAGUUCUCAAGGCAGAUCAUGAGAAGAUCUUCGAGCCGCGGCUUCCAGAGAAAAACCGAAAUGCUAUUGAGACUUUGGGUUUUGGACAAAAUGCAAAGAUAUUACUGUAUUACGAUCACCCCUGGUGGAAUACUAAUGAAUUUGUCUUCAAUCUCAUCACCUGGACAGACUCUGACAGGAAGGAAAUGGAGAAUGACCCUGAAAGAAGUUGGAUGCUGGGUAUCGGUUUUACUGUCUCAGUCGAGUACAAACCGAAUCUCUUUUUCAUCUGGAUGAGUGGUCCCUACUGCGAAGCGAUGGAGAACAUCUCCGAGGAAUUAUUCAAAAAUCAGACGAUUAAAUUCAUUGAAAGAUUCUUCGGUAAUCAUCAUCAUCUCACUCGCCCCAAAGACAUCAUCAGGAGCCGGUGGAACACCAACGAGAAUUUCAGGGGUUCCUACAGUUAUCCUGCCCUCGCUUCCGUCGACAGGGACGCAAGUCCUGAAGACUUGGGGACUCCUGUCACACGAAAUAAUAAACCUGUCAUACUAUUCGCCGGUGAAGCUACUGAACCCCAUCAUUAUGCUACCGUCCAUGGGGCUAUCGUUUCAGGAUGGCGAGAAGCCGAUCGUCUGAUAAAUCUGUAUAAAAAUGUAUUGAAGUAAAAAAUGCAUUUC